Molecule: messenger RNA, 760 nt
Organism: Lobosporangium transversale
Lineage: Eukaryota; Fungi; Mortierellomycota; Mortierellomycetes; Mortierellales; Mortierellaceae
Exons: 6
Source: RefSeq, a predicted model, not a curated record
CCAUGUCAUUCACUUGUGGAUGCAAUUCUACCGAGCAACCAAAGGAACCUCAGUUCAAGAAGUCAAAGUAUUUUGAAGAUAUUGCUGCUAGUUUUGCCAUCAACACCAAAUACCAGACCCUUUCUGCUCAUUAUUCUUGGCUGGUCGAAGCACGCCGGGACAUCCCUAAAAAUGCCGUCAUUGAAGCCGAGCUACAUAAUCCUGCAGAUUUUGCGAAUCCGAUAAAAGUCAAUGCAAUUGAACUUCAAGCUCAGGAUGGUGAAUCGCCAUGGCCGAGCCGUCGGUUUUAUGUGCUUUCCCCACGACUCGAGACCCUUAAUUGUGGGCUGCACCCAGUAAAGUUGACUGUUUACAAGGAUGAGUCUAAAAAGUCUGUUCUAGGGACCCACGAAAACGCCAUUCUCUCAAGGAUUAACACUCAAUACUGCAUGAAGGAUGAAUUCUUGACGAAGAUGAAGGAAGUUGCCAAAACUGCAGAGUCGAAAUCAUUCAAGGCGGAUGGUUCUUCCAUUCAGAGUUCUACGGGAUCAUAGCUUGUACUUUCCCCUUCGUUUCUCAGCUAUGAUAAUGAUUUCAGAGAUAUUGGCAAACAAAUUACAAGGAUCUAAGCAUUACUGUUUGUUCUUUUGUUUAGUCAUCCAUAGCGGAGAACGAGAUGAUAUUGUCCAAAUUUCAAAUUCAACAGCAGGGUCGUCAAGUAUUAAUGUUGAGAUGCACUCUGUCUCAAUCUCAGCUUCAGUCAGUGGACGAUAAGGAGAUA